AGAGGGAAGGUUUUAUUUUGUACGGUACGGGUCAUCAAUUUUUUAAAGUGUGAGAGUAUCGCAAUGGCGAUACCUAUUGGCGAUGUAAAAAAUUCAAACAAAAAUGUCGUGGAUCGGUAACUGUUUCGGCUGUAAGUAUAUUAUUUUUUACUACAUUAAAUUAUUCUUCUUCUUCUCAACUGUUCUCGGUGGUCAGAGUAGUCGUGGUUAUGUAUAUCUGUGACGCUCUUCUGUCUUUCACUGCGGCUCUUGCGAUCUCCCUCCAGCGGCUCCUACAGAUCGCAAUGCGAGAGUACUCGUCAACGGGGGAACUUGUAGCAGCUUUUUACGGUUCCAUACCAAAACAGAGCCUUAUUAAUGUCACUCUGCGGCCUAUCUGUCCGUCUGUCUGUCUGUCUGCGUAUCAUAUCAUAUAACUUUAAAUAUACCACGCGACGGAAAAACAAUUUUACUUCAAUAUUUCAGCAUUUAUUUCAACUUUAUGUAAAUAAAUAUUAUGCUUACAUAUACACAUCGUUUCAUUUUUUGAUUUAAUUUAAUCAGUUUCCUCAAAUUCCCCUCACUAUCUAAGUUCAACUAUUUAUUCCCACUAGUUCAACGGUUGAACUAAUCAGUUGAACUAGUGGGAACGAGCGCAAUUAUAUUACUCGCAUAAAUUCUUGCAAUAAUAAUUAUUAAGUAAUGGACUUCGUCAACGCGGAGAGUAUGGUUGUGCAACAGAAACCUAGUAGAUUAGUACGCAAAAUAUGGAGAGUGAACAUCAACUCUCAGCCAUGCAAAGCAAUAAAUCUAGAUGUAUCACCAUGUGCCGAUGGGUGGUAGAAAUUGUAAAUGGGAGAAUAAACUUGAUUAUAAACUUCUUCCACAAGAGUUUUUUAAUCGUGCUAUGUCACACGUGAUGGACGAUUUUAGAAUUGAAUGUGCUCUUACUAAUAAGUUUCACCCAUUGAUAGAAGAUCGUCCAGAGAGUAUUUGGCAAUAGCACGACAAAGGCUGAAUAUAGAAAUUCACCUAGCCGAUUUCAUUAUUAGGGAAAAUGUUGAUAGACGGCGCGCUACCUUUACAGCAUUGAUGGUAAUAUACCACAAUUAGCAGACUUCCCCAAACUUGAGCUAGUAUGUAGUGAUUCAUAAAUCUAAUCACUAAAAUAGAAUUAAAAAUUCAAGUUCCAUUACCUAAAAAUGUCCUUAUGAACGACAUCUAGCUAUCGUGUAAGGCAUUACUUUAAAUAAAACCACAAGAAAUCAACGCCGACUAGUAUCAAAUAGCGGAAACCUAAAACUUCAGUGUCAUCUGCCGGAGAAUAGCUUAAACUAAACAUAAAUCAAUAAAUAAGUUACUCAUAUACACUAGCGACAUCCGACCAGGGUCAGUCAACUUUGUAGGGAUUGGUUGGUUCAGACAGGUGGGUUUGUUAUGGGGUUCUCAAUAUAGAAAAUAAAAAUAAAGAUCCUUUAUUACAACGGCAGCACCAAAGCUUUGAGAUGUCAUACUAUACUAUAGUCUAUACUUGUCAUUUGAAAAUUCGAAUUAAACGGUUUACAAGUUUGUUUAUCGUUUUAUCGUUUUAACAUUUUUCUUAUUUCUUGUGGUUUAUCAUUUAAAGUGCGUCGAGUUUAAUGUUUUCCUCCGCCUUUAAUAGAGAGUUUUAACUACCUAGACUAAGUUAAGAUUGUAAACCAUAGCUAUCCCAGCCAAGCAUAUUUCAUUCUUCUGUGAUCUACUUGAAUGAACUGACCUGAUGAAAUGAAGGCUUUGACUUAUUACAAUUAUUUUCUUAUACAUUACAGGUACUCCAUGCUUGUUUUGAGGCUGGCAUUACCAUUGCUGCAACAAUUUGUGACAUGGAUGAGGUGAAUAGAAGAGCACUUACACAACUAGGUGCAUCAGUUGAAGAGCCAUAUUUCAAGUAUAAAAAUAAUGAGAUUGUUGCACAAUGAUACACCCUAUCUGCUCAAAUGUUUUAGAAAAAAUCUUAAAUAUGACAUACUGUAACAACCCAACCUAAUAUUAUUAGUUCUUAAGAGAUGCCAAUAGAUGGCGCUAGUCGUAUACUAUGUCGCGUUAGCAUUCAAUAAUUUGCUCAAGUAUAGGUAUCUGCCUUGUAACAUCGAUUGUCAUUCCGAAAGCCACCUGUACUCGGUACGCUUAGCUUAGAAGGCGCUUUGGCCCACGGCCGAACACCCUCGAACUACAUACCGCAGCACACAUUGGUUACGGGCGACUUGCAAGCAUCGUGCCACGCGCGAUCUUCUUGUCGUUCCACUCGUGUCAAACUCAACCUCUGUACUCGUCAAUAAACGCUAUCUGUACACCUCGGAGUUUUAGUACCGUCCCAACGUCGCCCGUACACUACAAGUGGCGCCCAACGGCAAGAAUCCGCAACGCUGGACGGCGAGAAAAAACGCAAAAGCUCCGCUUCGCAGCCGAAAUUCGUAGUGACGCGAUCAGGGCGAACUACAACUGUACGUGCUAGGACUCUGAAAAACACCGACAAGAUGCCAUUAUCUGACGAACAAUUCAAGGCGCUUCUAGCAGCGGUUGGAGGAGGCAGUAAGAAAGGAUCCUUCGCGACGUGCACCAUUUCUUACGAAGGCGAAAGGGAUAGCAACACCGUCGAGGCUUUUCUUGCUGCAGUAUCGGUUUUCAAGCAAGUGGAAAAAAUCUCCGACGAAGAUGCAAUAGCUGGCCUCCCGCUUAUUUUAAAAAAGGAUGCGGCAACUUGGUGGCAAGGCAUCAAAGAAGGAAUCACUGAAUGGGAUGACUUCAAAAAGAAGCUGCGCCACUCCUUUGCUCCUAAGAAACCGGCAUACAAGAUCUAUCAAGAGAUUAUAAAUGUGAAACAACAAUACGAUGAGGCCACAGAGAAGUUCGUAGCCCAAAAUCGAAUGUUGUUAGCUCAACUACCAAAGCCAGAACACACGGAGGAGCAACAGCUCGAUAUGGUUUUUGGUCAACUUAAACUGACGAUUAAAGAAAAGGUGCCUCGAUCGUCAAUAAAAACAUUCGACGAUCUAUUACACAAGGCCCGUGCAGUCGAAGAAGUUAAUAAGGAUAAAGAUUAAUUUAAGGAGUUCGAAUUUUAAAAAAAUUCGAAUUAGUUCGAAUGACUUUUCAAACUUCGCGCCACAAUGAAGUUUCCAAAGGGUCCCACAAGUGGCGCUAGUAGUCUUACUUUGUAACCACUUUUUUGUAGGUUGUUGUCGUUCUUCUCCGCUAGGAGUAUAAGUAUUCUGUGCAUCCGACGGUCAAAAGCUUUUUAUUCUGGAAACAUCUAUAAAAAAUAAUAAGCAUUUCCUGCGACUGGAAUAUUCCAGAUUACUCCACAUUUCCGGCUGAUUCCACAUAAAUAGCCGAACUCUCAAGUCCGUGCGACAGUCUUAAUUAAAUUACUUGCAAGCACUAUGCAAGAGUGCUUCGACAAGGCUUAUCUAAUUAGUAAACAGUGGGAAGUGAAGUGUGUGUGAUAAACCCUGUAAAAGGUUGGUAACCGUGAAUUAAUUAGUUCUAAUUUAGGCUAUUUUUUUAGUUACUUGUAAUUAAUUUUGAUUUAACCUUAGCAGCAGAAAUCAUUCGUCAUUUUACUUCAGCAUUGUAUUUAUCAGAACAAAGUAGCAUGGGUACGUGUCGUCUUUAUAUACUAAUUACCAAACAUCCUGUAUAAUUAUUU
Maniola jurtina (meadow brown) is the source of this 3670-nucleotide messenger RNA. RefSeq names its product activity-regulated cytoskeleton associated protein 2-like. NCBI's taxonomy places the organism in Eukaryota, Metazoa, Arthropoda, Insecta, Lepidoptera, Nymphalidae. The transcript has a single exon. The record is from RefSeq and is a predicted model, not a curated record. Bases 2499 to 3065 code for a protein of 188 amino acids.